AUGGUGGGAUCUUGUAUAGUCACAGUUGUGACUACUGUUCAUGAUGCCAUAAAACGUACAGAAGCAGAAACCACUGCAGUAAAAAAAUGUCCAGGCCAAAAGGCUAUUUUUGAUACAUCUGCAUUAGAAGAACUUAAAAACUUACAAUUUUUAUCAAGUCAUAAUAUCAGAGUUUGGCAUACUCCUGCUGAAGAAUUUAAUGAGUCAUGUCUCGUUUCUACUAUAGGACCAAUUAUUCCAAUUCAUGGUCAUAUAAAUGGUGAAAUAUAUGUCAAACUUAUGAGAAAACAUGCUAUUCCUGCUAUAUGUAUUUCUAUGUUACCUUGGCUACUGCAGAGCUUAGACUUAAACCCACUAGAAAACCUUUGGCAGAAGGUUAAAAGCCACUUAUGCAGUUCCUUGAAUAAACCUACAAGCAUUAAAGAUCUGGAAGAAAAAGUUAAGACUGCUUGGAAUUAG
Cetraspora pellucida is the source of this 459-nucleotide messenger RNA. The record is from the annotation of a GenBank genome assembly. Lineage: Eukaryota; Fungi; Glomeromycota; Glomeromycetes; Diversisporales; Gigasporaceae.